Solea senegalensis (Senegalese sole) is the source of this 7955-nucleotide messenger RNA. RefSeq names its product neurocan b (gene ncanb). The transcript has 16 exons. The record is from RefSeq and is a predicted model, not a curated record. The coding region runs from base 180 to 4142 and encodes 1320 amino acids. Lineage: Eukaryota; Metazoa; Chordata; Actinopteri; Pleuronectiformes; Soleidae. Gene Ontology annotation, molecular function: calcium ion binding; hyaluronic acid binding. Gene Ontology annotation, biological process: cell adhesion.
UGUCUCACAGACACCCAGAGCUGCUGCGUUUUCACGGCACACACUCACUGGGCUUUUUACGCGUCGUUGGAUGGUUCGGCUUCCACCUGCACUGUAUCAGACCCACGCUCCUGUGAGGCUGCAGCAUCGCUCCAUAUCCCUGUGAACUGGACCUCACUUCAUCCAAAAGGUGCAGCAGGAUGCGUGGCGAACUGCCUGUGUGUGGACUGCAGCCCCUGCUGGCCUUCCUUCUGCUUCAAACCACAGUCUGCGGCAUAACCAGUGCCGACACUGUGGUGAAUAUGCGCAGAGUGACCCAUCAGACCAUAAGCGAGGAACUAUCCAAAACUGUUCUCCUCCCCUGUCUCUUCACCUUGCGCCCCAGUGCUGGUUCAUCUCAUGAACCUCCCAGGAUCAAGUGGACCAAAGUCUGGGGCCAAAGAGGUUCUGACGGCUUGCAGAAGGAACAGUCAGUCCUGGUGGCCAAAGAUAACGUGGUCAAGGUGAAGAAGGCCUUCCAAGGUCGUGUCACGUUGCCUGGUUACAGUGUCAACCGCUUCAAUGCCAGUCUUGCUCUGACCGGGCUACGUUCCAGUGACUCUGGUUUGUACCGCUGUGAAGUUGUGGUGGGCAUCAAUGAUGAGCAGGACACGGUUCCCCUGGAGGUGACAGGUGUGGUUUUUCACUACCGGGCCCCCCAUGACCGUUAUGCACUGUCCUUCACUGACGCCAAGAGAGUGUGUGCGGAGAAUUCAGCAGACAUUGCAACACCGGGCCACAUGCAGGCUACUUUCGCUGAUGGCUUUGACAACUGUGAUGCUGGCUGGUUGUCUGACCAGACUGUCCGGUAUCCCAUCCAGUCGCCUCGACCUGGUUGCUAUGGCGACCGCGAAGACUCACCUGGAGUCCGUAACUACGGCAGCAGGUCCCCCGAAGAGCUGUUUGAUGUGUACUGCUUUGCAAAGGAACUUCAAGGUGAGGUCUUUCACUCCACAAUGCCAGAGAAGCUGAGCCUGGCCACAGCCUCCACCCACUGCCACUCCCUGGGUGCCCAGCUGGCUACCGUCGGGCAGCUCUAUCUUGCCUGGCAGGCUGGUCUAGACCAGUGUGAUCCUGGCUGGCUUGCAGACGGCAGCGUCCGCUACCCCAUCAAUGUCCCGCGGAAGAACUGCGGUGGAGACGAGCCAGGCGUGAGGACCGUCUACAACAACCCAAACCGAACCGGCUUCCCUGACACCACAGCCCAAUUUGAUGCCUACUGCUACCAAGCUCAUCAACCAGCAGGGAUGCAGGCCGCUGAACCUCAGGCCUUACACCAAACUGCCGUCACGGCAGCACAGGAUGUGUCCUUAGGCACCGGAGCCAUACGCAGUGCCCCGGAUCUCAAAACCUCUACCUGGACUGGCCUGGUUGACUUGGACAAAGCAGGAGUGAACUCCAUUACUGGACUCAACAACUCCUCAGAGAUCUCUGAGGAGCACAUAGUCGUCCACUUAAGGCCUGAUGGGGGUUGGAAGGAAGGAAAGAAUGGCUUGAGAGGAAACCAACUCAGCACAGAGACAGAUGUACAAGAGAGCACCAACACCUUUGGCCUUUCUGCCCUUGAGAGCAUGGAGAGUCAUGGAGGUUCUGCUCAUGAGGAAGAAGAUGUUGGCUAUUUUGGUUCUGACAGCCCAAGUUUAUCAUCCACAGCUUCUUCCACUCCACAGCCUCAAGCCACUAACAGUUUAUUCACUGAGUUUGUGAACACUCUGAUGAAACCCUUUCGGUACUGGACUGGUGGUGGGGGGGAUAAAGAGUUAGAGAAGAACCAGACGCAGAGCGAGGCUUCCAGGAAAAACCUGAGUUUACCUAAAGCCAGCAGAGACAAGGGCAACAUGGACAAUGCCAUCAUGGAGCAAAACAGUGAUAGUUUUCCCUUCAGGGCUCCAACCAGUGAACUGCAGAGUCCAGUGGACGGUCUGUCUGAGCAGGAGAAGGAAGUGACACCACUGUUUCAGUUUGAGCCUGCAGGUGGAAACACGGGGACAGGAGAACAGGCCUCCAGCACAUCUGCUGAUGCCACUCUGUCCACUGUUAAUGAAUUCACCGCAUCAACUCUCGACGAGAAACCUCCACCCAGUGACACUCAGGUUCCCAAAGGAAGCUCCCACAGUGCUCCUGCCCCCAGCAGCCACUUUCAGUGGGCCACGUCCAUGCACGGCUCCAAAGUGGGACCUUCUGGAAAUGUGGUCCAUGUGGGUAAACGUCCGUCCUGGGAGCGCAUGGAAGCCAAAGCAGGGCCUCUCGAGGUGAUGACCCUCCCCAAGUCCCUCCUGCAGGAAAACUCUGAAAAUUACUCAGGCGAAGGAAAGGAUCAGGAUGAAGAAGGCACCGCCUCCCCAACAGAUGCUAGGAUUGUGGCGGAGAUAGAGGGGAGUGGAGAGGGGACCCACUUUCCUCGUGGAAUAGGAGUGAAAGUCAGCAGCUUGGACAGCAGUGGUGUCAAACUAAGCCCUGAAAACGAGUCUCCACCCAGCCUGAGUGAGCUUGUAACUGUGGCUGAGCAAACCACUUUGUCUCAGUGGCAGCUAGUUGAACAGCCAGCCUCCUCACACCCAGGCUCCCAGGAGCAGGACGCAGCAGAAGAGGCUGUGGGUGAGAUCUAUGUCAGAACCACUAAGAACCUCUUCACUGCCUCUUCACACAGAGGGGAGGUCAGUUCGAAUUCAGGAUUUACUCUUCUUUUCAGGAAGCACAGCAAAGGCACAAGCAGAGAGGAGUUGGGGACAUCCACGCCCGAAGCCUUGAUGGAGGUGCUGACACCGUCUUAUGUAACCACACCAGAGCUUCUGCUGACCAGCAACACCCCAAGGACAGAAAUGACAGGAGAAAACUCCUCUCACAGCUCCCCCACAGAUGAGCCAUCUAUCUCUAUCUCAUGGCUUCAGGAAGAGAAGGAGCAAAUAACAAAUGCGCCCGUCCUGCAGCAGGGUCAGGCUACUCCAGCACCUACUGUGGGAUCUCACUCGACUACAGGGGUCAUCCAGUUGACCACUGACUCUAAAGAUAGCACCACACAAAUGGAAUCCGGGUCUACAGUGUCUGAGUCUGUCAAAGUUGGAAGCCGGUGGACACCAUUCAAAGGUGUGGACCAAAAAUCCAAGGAGACGACGGACAACAAAGACACAAACAACCCUUUUGGGUUCUUUGCACCCAACUGGGCCCUUGGUCUCCUCCCAUCAGUGGAGAGUAACCCAUGCCAGAACAACCCCUGUCUCCAUGGAGGGAGCUGCCUGCAGGAAGGUGACGGCUAUAGCUGCUACUGUCCUCAGGGCUUCUCUGGGGAGAGCUGCGAGAUCGACAUUGAUGACUGCCAGUCUAAUCCGUGCCAGAAUGGAGGAACCUGCAUCGAUGAGAUCAACUCCUUUGUGUGUCUUUGUCUGCCCAGCUACGGAGGAGCUACAUGUGAGAAAGACACUGAGGGCUGCGAGCACACAUGGAGGAAGUUUCACGGCCACUGCUACAGGUACUUCAGCCGCAGACACACCUGGGAGGACGCUGAGAAGGACUGCAGGGAGCACAACGGCCACCUGGCCAGCAUCCACAGCCUGGCUGAGCAGAAGUUUGUCAGAGGUCUGAGUCAUGACAACACCUGGAUCGGUUUAAACGAUCGAACAGUGGAGGAUGACUUUCAGUGGACUGAUAAGACCGACCUGCAAUAUGAGAACUGGCGUGAAAACCAGCCAGACAACUUCUUUGCAGGAGGGGAGGACUGCGUGGUUAUGAUAUCCCACGAGAACGGCAAAUGGAACGACGUGCCCUGCAACUACAACCUGCCCUACGUCUGCAAGAAGGGAACAGUGCUUUGUGGAGCCCCUCCCCCUGUGGAUAAUGCCUUUCUGAUUGGCCGGAAGCGUUCCCAUUAUGACAUCCACUCGGUGGUUCGCUACCAGUGUGCUGACGGCUUCCUGCAACGUCAUGUGCCCACAGCCAAGUGUCGCGCCAAUGGCAAGUGGGACCGACCCAAAAUCAUCUGCAUAAAAUCCCGGCGAGCCCACCGUUCCCGGCGCCACCACCACAAGGGCAGGAGGGAGCGCAGGAAGCACAAGAGACACGGCCACAGGGAGGGAGGUCACCACGGAGGAGAGCCAGGUCACGGCCACAACCACGUCCACUUCUGAACCAAAAAAAAAAAAUGUCCUCUGUCCUUUUGUCCUCUGCUGCCAACUGCAAUCUGCCUGUCUCCCUGUCACCCGCUCAACCCUCAAACACUACUUCAUGACCUCACAGCUCAAAACUCUCUACCCAAACCCCCCCCACCCCCGUCCUCUGUCCCUGCACUGUCCUACGUUUAGUUCCAACCUUGACUGUCUGAGUCAGCCUGUACCACAGUCAAGUCUGAGGCCCGUCGAAGUCCAGCCUUCACUGGGACAGAAACAACUCCCUUUAUACUCUUUUUACUUUCUUCUCUCAUUUUUACUUUCUUGUCUUUACCUGUCUGCCGCGCACACACCACCUCUUAUUUGACCCACUUUCUCUGCUUUUCAAGAUCAACAAUGACCUGAAAUGUGGAGCUACCUGUUUUUGAGGAGAAUUCAAAAUCCACAGCGAACAGUCUUCAGAGAGAAGUGGUUUAGUACAAACUGUAAAUAGGGACAACAUCACUGAAAUCAUAUCAAAUUCAAAUGAGUCAAGGAAAAAUAUCAGAUUGUUGAUUUUGAGCCUUUUGUCUGUUGGACAUGUUAUUUUUUACAAAUGGUGUUUAUUUCUGGACUCUGCUGCUUAUGUUUUUUGCUCUAAACCAUGAAGUUUUAAAAUAGAUUGAUCAGAGGCAGUUGUAAUUGAAUUAUUUGAUCGUUAUUGUCGUAUUUUACUGUCAGUGUAACACAGUUUUUUUAGAUCAGAUGCUAAAACCCCAGAGGAAAAUGGAAAACACCAUCACAUCACAUCUAAAGUCCAUUUCAUCACAUUACAUUGCAAAUCAGUCACUUUUCAGAAUUGUAGAACAGUCAUGUUAAUCGAGAACAUUAGAUUUGAGUUUGUCUCAGUGCAGCAUUUACUUUGCCCUUCUCAUUAUUUAUGAUGCUGUUUUUCCAUUUAUACAUCGGUUUCUCCUUUAUGUUGGAGUUUUGCUACUUUAAUCUGAUAAGAAUGUGAGAGAUAUAGAGAGAUUUUCCUUAUACAGUGGCAAGUCCACAUGUAGAGUCUGGAUACAAAAGAAGAACUCAUUCAUUUGUUUGCCCCUUAAACAAGUUAGUUUCUGCAGACAGGUUAAGAAACCUUGUUUUGUACUUACAUUGAACACAGAAAUGGAUUAUUAAGCCUUUUUUAAGCCUACAUCAAUCACUUAUGAUCAACUUGUUGAAACUUUCUUUUAGCUUAGUUUUGGUCUCCACCAACAUGUUGCUACAGCUGCAAAUCAUGAUAGUAAAAGUAUAAUUUGGUCCAAAAAACAAACCAUGAAUCAGAAAAAGUUUCAGUAUCUGUGUUUAUACGGACACCUAUAAUCUGAAUAAUGAAUUUAUUUAUUGUUAUUCUUUUACAUUAGUUGCUAAAUUAGUUUUUUUCAUUCAUACUUGUUGCAUGGCAUAGUUUGAUAGUUAUUCACAUCUACUGCCAUGGACAUUUCUAUUGUUUCUCAGUCUUGGUCCUGGUCCCUUCUCCAACACACCUGAUUCAAAUGAAUGGGUCGUUAUUCGUUAUCAGGCUUUUGCAAACCGGUUGAAUCAGGUGUGUCGGAGCAGGUGAAACAUCUUAAACAUGCAGGCCAGUGCAUCCCCAGAAACACUGCAGUAUUCUGUAUUAGUUUAUAUCCUGAGUAUGGCUUUAUCUGGGUUAUAGUAAUAGCUCUAAUCUGUCUUAAUCUGUCCUGUGUCAGGUGGUAUUUGCACCAGCAGCCCCGUGCCGCUCAUGUGGAGGAUAAAGCUGUAGACUAUGGAUGGAUGGAUAUUGCUGUCCAGGUAAACAAAGUCACUGGGUUGGGUGUGACUGCACAGUCGGGUGCUAAAUCUUUCUGUGCUGUCGCCGCACAACGAGCAGAGACUAAUGCUGUUCACUGCUUUUAUCAUGAAUCGCAGGUGUUGUGCACAAAGGGUACGAUGAUAAAUAUGAGUCAGAAGAAAUGGAGAUGGUGAUAUAUCGCUCAUCUCAGUGUGUCUCUGCGAGUCUGUGUGUGUGUGUUUAUGAAUGAGGGUGUAAUAGUGAAUGGGGGCAAGGAUUAAGGUUUCCCCAUUUCUGGGUCAGGCCAAGUCUGGCAUUACUCUCAGCGCUUCACACCUGUGCUUGCCUUCCACUGUGUGUCCUGCUUUAAAAACUUGAUAGACACAAGCAGAACAAGCACUUUGCUCUGCUUUUUCCUUCCACUUUACUGCCAGGUUAAAUUGCUUCUUUUUUUUUCUUUUUUUUUAAAGCCAGCACUUGAGUUGGGAGCUUCUGGGAUUAUAUGCCAAACAUUGGCUCAGCCACUUUUAUUCUUUAUGAUUCUCCAGCUUGUUCUGCUUCUUCCUUUCACCACCUCUUUUAAUGCUUUUUCUUUAUCUUCCUCACUCAAUUUUCUUUUUACUGUCACUGUCUUUUUACAACAGAAACACAGUGAAAGAUAAGUUCAGCUGAAUUAAGUUUAACAAGCUCUUUACUGCUAAAAGAAUAUGCUGAGUGUUUUAUAAAGCCACACGAGGAGCAAAAAAUCAAUCCUAGCCCCAUUAAUUCUCUGCCUUUGUUUGUCUCCUCUCACCUUGUCAGUGACAGGACUCCUGUGCAUGGAGAGGAAUAGUGAUCCCAACACCUCUGUAUCAGUUUAAUUAAUCUACCGCAUGCCUAAUGAACAAGUUACCUUAUCUUCAGAACCACAGAGUUGGGAUGACAAGGGAACAGUUAGGUUGACGGACGCUCAGAGGAAUGUGUAGUGUGAUGGACAGGAGGCCCAGAGAGCUGUCACAGCCGUCAAACCCCCGGCGUUUCAUCAGGCUGCUCUGGGCCUCUUUUGUGGGGUGGAUGGAUUGGAUUGACCACAGGUGGAUGCAUGAAAGGGCAGACAGAAGCGCCUCUUGAUGCCCCGAGACAGUGUAAUUACAGUUGUGUAGAAGCUCAGCUUCUAACUCACAAACUUUCUAAACCGAGAGGAAACAAACAACUUUUUUAAAUGAAUGAUUGAUUUGCGCUUCUGUAGCUUGUCUUAUGUUCAUGUUUUCUUACCCCUGUAGAUACGUUUAGUGUCUAUCACUGACGUAUUACACCCCUUUAGUGUCCCUGGUGGUCCCGGGUGGUACUGUUGUGUGGUCACUGUGUAGAGAUAUCUGAAGUGGGGGUUUUUUGUUCCUCCGUCAACAAGAUAUGUUUCCUUUUAUGAGUUGUUUUUGUCAGUUUGCCUGUUCCACUAACUGUCACUUCCAUCACUGGGGAUACAUACUGACAGAAGGAUAACACUUUUGGUUUUAUAUAAACAAAAAAAAACAUCCUGGCCAACAGAAUAACAUAGUGAAAUCAAGGCUUAUAGGGGACUAAUAAAAAUAUGUAUGAUGUUGUUUAUCUUUCACUCUUACUCAUUUUCAGCAUCCUAAUGACAAGUUCAUGCCAGAAAAUGUCCAUUUCCACUUUAAUGAGUUUGUUUCCACCUCAUUUUGUUUAUUUAACAAAGAUAAAUACACAUUUCAUGAACAGAUCUGUUUAGUUUGUAUUGCCUCCAGGGCUAUAUUUGUAUUUUGUGCUUAUUUAAGACAAAAUGCAUCUCUCACUUCCGCUAUUAUAUGCAUGAGAACCUUUACAUUUCAAUCGAAAUCCUCUUGUUGGUUUACCAGUCAAAGCUCUGAUAGUUAUGAGUCUUGAUUUCACUUAUGUCAUUUUCACACCUAAUAGUCCGCUAGACUUGGUAAGACUGGAGAUUCGGUUCAAUUUGGGCUUGUAACAUUCAGCCGGUCUGAGUUUGCUUUCUCACUUUCGCACUUUAGUGAAAUGAACCGAAUCUGCCUCGACCGGUUGGGGUGAAAGGACAAAUG